CUUCUAAUGGUCAGUGAUUAACUCCCAUCCAUGUUUACACCGCUCCGUCUCUUUAUUUGCACAUGAAAAUAAUUUAUCCAGCAGCAUGAAGAGCUGAUCAGAUUUGGUUUAGAGGUCUGUAACUCGCGGUUGGAGAAAAGCUGGGAUGGCCUCUAAACUAUUCGACAGACUUCGCCGUACACUGUUCAAAGAAGGGGAGCUUCCUUCGGAGACGGACGGUCACGGAGCAGAUGACUUUCCAGAAAGUUCUGAGCUUGAGGACGACACAGACUGCGUGUCGGCCAGACUCGGAGGAACCCUGUGCUUUGAAGGUGAAGGGGUCCUGGACUCUGAGGAUGCAGGAGACGCAUCGGGGCCAGACAGCGACUCUGACUUCUUUGGAGAGUCCAUAGAUAAUGCAUGUAGCAGCACAGAGACCAGCCCUAUAGGGCCUUCCCCAAAAACCUCAAACAUGAUCACCAGACAACUACAAGAAAACUGGCAGAGCUCAAGAACUCGUUGCAUUCCUGAAAAACUCAUUUUUGAGGUGACUGAUGCCAGUGUUGUCCAUGAAACUAAUUCCAAGUAUGUGCUCUACACGAUUCACGUCAUCCAUUCUGGGACGUUUGACAAAACUCCCGCGGUCAUCACACGGCGCUACACUGACUUCGAACGGCUACACAGCCGGUUGCGUCGCCGUCACGGAGACGAAAUGAAUGGCGUGUACUUCCCUCGCAAGAAGCUGCGCAAAAACUUCGCCGCCGAGACCAUUGCUAAGCGCAGCCGGGCGUUUGAGCAGUACCUGACCCACCUUCACUCCCUUCUUGAACUACGGAGCACACCUACAUUUCUUGAGUUCUUUUAUCUGGGUGAUCUGCGUGCGGGCCAGAUGCUGAUGCGAGUGGGCCGGUACCAAGACGCCCUAGGCUCUCUUCUCAAUGCUCUGCGACUCCAGGAGAAGUUAGGAUGCCAUCAGCUCCUGCAGCUCAACCAGCUCCAGAGGGUUCAUUGGUUCUUCACGCUCUCUGCCUUGGUCACCUGCUUUCAAGAACUAGAACAGCUCAGUGAGGCUCAGGAACACUGCGACCGAGCCCUGCAGGACCUAGCGCCUUCCCAGGAGGCUUUGCAGCAGCACCAGUUGCACCCUCUGCUCAUCCCGCUCCUCCAAUCCAACGUCAGGCUGUCCUGGAAGGUCUCGAAGGACAAGCGGCGCUGGGAAGCUCUUCUGCAGGAGAUCCAGGAGCAGGGGAUUGAUAUCGGGAAUCAGCCGAACCUAAAGGAGUGUCUAAUCAAAGAGAGCAUCGAGGACAGCGAGGGGCUGGUCAGGGCUAAGGACAAAAAUGAAGAUGUCCCGUAAACAUUCAGGAUUUUUUUUUUUUUUUAAUAUGAGUAUUAGGAUUUUUGAGGGAUGUUUCUGAAAGCAAUAUGUAUGAUAGAUUACUAAGGAAACCUGUGGAAUUAAUACUAAGUAAUAUAAUGCACAACUUGCCUAUCACUUUAAAACUCACAUACAUUUCAUUGGCACAUUUCCGUAGCAUUUAUUAUAGCCUAUUUUUUUAUUUGGUAACACUUUUUACUAUAUGAUUCAAUUCGUUAACAUUACUUAAAGGAAUAGUUCAGCCAAAAAUGAAAAAUUGCUGAAAAUGUAUUCGCCCUC
Molecule: messenger RNA, 1636 nt
Organism: Sinocyclocheilus rhinocerous
Lineage: Eukaryota; Metazoa; Chordata; Actinopteri; Cypriniformes; Cyprinidae
Gene: snx21
Product: sorting nexin family member 21
Exons: 4
Coding region: 146-1336 (396 amino acids)
Biological process (GO): protein transport
Cellular component (GO): early endosome membrane
Molecular function (GO): phosphatidylinositol phosphate binding; protein binding
Source: RefSeq, a predicted model, not a curated record